Messenger RNA from Hordeum vulgare subsp. vulgare (domesticated barley), 1163 nucleotides. RefSeq lists its product as uncharacterized. The transcript has a single exon. Bases 185 to 1024 code for a protein of 279 amino acids. The record is from RefSeq and is a predicted model, not a curated record. Lineage: Eukaryota; Viridiplantae; Streptophyta; Magnoliopsida; Poales; Poaceae.
AGCCGGCCGCGCGAGGAGCUGUCACGGCCCGGCAAAUCCAGAGCCUAUAUAUACGCACGCACAGCUCACCUGAGCUGAGCAGAGCCAAGGCACCCGCAUUAUUCAUCGCUUCGACAGCCGACACAGCGCGAUCGAGUCCCCGCGCAGAGCAAGAAGAUCAGGAGGAGGAUCCCCAUUCGAUCUGAUGGCGCCGGAACUCGGGUGGUGGCCGAUGUCGCCGUGGCUGAGCCCGGGCGCGGCGUCGUUCAUCCUCUUCAACCUCCUCGUCGGCGCCAUCGCGCUCAUGUCGUCGUCGUCCCGGGGGCCGGAACCGGCCGCCCGGCGCAGGCUCGUCCGCACCGCCUCGACCGUCGUGCUGGAGAGCCUGCGUUCCGUCUCCAACUUCCCCUUCCACUCGCUGGGCGACUACGGCGUCGCGUGCUCUGCGCCGGCGGCGUCGCAGCUCCACCACGUGCAAGACCAGUACAACGGUACGUUCCAAGGGCAAGAAGCGCGGGAGGCGAGCAGGGUGGAGCACGAGCCGGCGUCAGUGGCGCAAGAAGAAACUGUAGCGGCGGCCGCGACAACCACCUCGCCGCAGAGCGCGCCUUUCGCGGCACCGGCGGCACAGGAGGUGGACAGGAUGGUGGAGCACGAGCCAGCGUCAGUCCCUCAAGAAGAAACUGCUGUGUCGGCCACGACAACGACCAAGCCGCAGAGCGCGGCGCGGGCGGCACUCGACGCGUCCGCGGCGGCGUCUAAGGCCGAGGUUGGAGACGGGGAGUCCAUCAGCUUGGACGAGGCGUACGCGCUGGCGCGCGCGGGGCGGCAGCGGCAGUCCGCCGCAGAUACGGUGCCGAGGAAGGUCAAAGGGCGAGGAGCCUACGGAUGUGGGCGGGGAACGGAGGACGUCGAAGGGAAGGCGGAGGUGGACGCGCGGGCGGAGCAGUUCAUCCGGCAGUUCCGGGAGGAGCUCAAGCUGGAGCGCAUCAACUCCAUCCUCAACUACACCCACGCGCUGCGCCGCACCGCCGGGGCACGGUAGCCGGUGCCGCCGCUCGGCCCAUCGUCUCGUUUGAUUGUGUAGAGAGAAUAUUUCGUUUGCUCUGUACAGCAUUUUUGAUUGAUGGAUCAUUCCCACAGAGAAUGCAACAGCAGUACAGCACACAGUUUUGGAUUGUUUA